Molecule: messenger RNA, 5926 nt
Organism: Xyrauchen texanus (razorback sucker)
Lineage: Eukaryota; Metazoa; Chordata; Actinopteri; Cypriniformes; Catostomidae
Gene: gnat2
Product: guanine nucleotide binding protein (G protein), alpha transducing activity polypeptide 2
Exons: 8
Coding region: 243-1307 (354 amino acids)
Biological process (GO): detection of chemical stimulus involved in sensory perception of bitter taste; adenylate cyclase-modulating G protein-coupled receptor signaling pathway
Cellular component (GO): heterotrimeric G-protein complex; photoreceptor inner segment; photoreceptor outer segment
Molecular function (GO): G protein-coupled receptor binding; G-protein beta/gamma-subunit complex binding; GTP binding
Source: RefSeq, a predicted model, not a curated record
GAGCAACCAAAGGAGGAAGCAGGGCAGUUUGCUUCAGUCUCGGUGCUGUCUCUAUCCACUUGUCCAUUGUUAGGUGGGUCAGUCACAACUAAAAGAGGACUCAAGACUUGUGCAACCCUACCCCUACCACGUGAUCAAAGGUACAGGGCCACCUGCAUCCAUUUCUCUGUCCGCAAAGCACAGGGAAAGCCGGCAAAAUUUCUUUCCUCGAGGAACUUGACAGGGAACCGUCUGACGACGAGAUGGGUAGCGGAGCAAGCGCAGAGGAUAAGGAAAUGGCAAAGAAGUCCAAAGAGUUGGAAAAACAGCUCCAGGAAGAUGCUGAUAAGGAAGCAAAGACUGUCAAACUUCUGCUGCUGGGGGCUGGUGAGUCAGGGAAAAGCACUAUUGUAAAACAGAUGAAAAUUCUGCAUCAAGGUGGUUAUACAAAAGAAGAACAAAUGGAGUUUCGAACUAUUAUUUACGGCAACAUCCUCCAGUCGGCAAUGGCCAUCAUCAGAGGCAUGGAGAUGCUGGACAUCAACUUCGGGUCACCAGCAUCACAGGAAGAUGGCCAGAAACUCCAGAAUCUGGCUGACUCCAUCGAGGAGGGCACCAUGCCCCCAGAGCUAGGAGACGUCAUCAAGAGGCUAUGGAAGGAUUCAGGUGUGCAGGCCUCCUUCGAGAGAGCUGCAGAGUAUCAGCUGAACGACUCUGCUGGAUACUACUUGAGUGAAAUGGACAGAAUCUGUAAACCCGACUACAUGCCCUCCGAGCAGGAUGUACUGAGAUCUCGAGUCAAGACAACUGGUAUCAUUGAGGAACAGUUCUCCUGCAAAGAGCUCCACUUCAGGAUGUUCGAUGUGGGUGGCCAGAGGUCAGAGAGAAAGAAGUGGAUUCAUUGUUUCGAGGGUGUGACUUGCAUCAUCUUCUGUGGAGCCCUGAGCGCUUAUGACAUGGUGCUGGUAGAAGACGAUGAAGUGAACCGCAUGCACGAGAGUCUCCAUCUCUUCAACAGUAUCUGCAACCACAGGUUCUUUGCCACAACCUCCAUUGUGCUUUUCCUCAACAAGAAAGAUCUCUUCACGGAGAAGAUCAAGAAAGUCCACCUGAGCAUCUGUUUCCCUGACUAUGAUGGUCCCAACACGUAUGAAGAUGCCAGCAACUAUAUCAAGCAGCAGUUUGAGGAGCUGAACAUGAAGAAGGGAGUCAAGGAGAUCUACUCACACAUGACCUGUGCCACGGACACAAAGAACGUCGAGAUUGUGUUUAACGCUGUGACAGACAUUAUCAUCAAAGAAAACCUUAAGGACUGUGGUCUGUUCUAAACAGUGUCUGCUUUUUCAGAGGUUUGUUACUUGAAAAGUUUGAGCAGUUUCUAAGAACUUCCGAAAGGCCCUACAAAAGCAUUUAAAUGAGAAUUAGCUAAUUAUAUAUCCCUUUUCAUUAUGUCUAGUUUUCAGUUGAUCGUCUUUUGAAAAAAAUGUCAAAGAUUUGUCUGCCCUAUCCCCACCUUAAUGAUUAGAUUUACUCUGGUGAAAUUGCCACGGUAACAAAAGAACACCAACAGGUGGCAUGAAGGUGAACUCUACAGAAAACGGUCGAGCAUGGUCAGCAGAUCCCCAGCCAUAUAACAAUCUCAACAUCCAAACCAAACCUCUAAAACUAGAUAUAGAUUAGACUAAUGGGUUCUGCUCUCCAAAGGGACUCUAAAAACAUUUCAAAAAUUUUCAGACAGCUCAAAUCACUUGUAGAGUCAAUGAGAGAAGGGAUUGCAAAAGAAAGAGGACUUUUGAUGCUAUGAGUUUCUGAUGCUUGUAGAAAAGAUUCCUCUCACUCUGUGUUUAAUGUCAAACCUAUAGAGGUUUGACUAUUAGUUGUUUUUUUCAUUAAUUUCCAGAGAAAGAAAGUACAUUUUAUGCAACAAAAAUUUGCUUUAUUAAAGUCAUUGAAGUGGAAUAUCAGCUUCCCAUGGUAACAAUUAGAAACAUUAUUUUACAUACAGUGUUAUGCCACGUCUAUGUUUUCAAUCUCCUUUGAGAAAUUAAAAACUUGCAUAUCAACCAGACCUGGUUGUUUUAAUUUAAACAGCUCACACAAUAUGUGAAAGAUGUUUCUUUUUAAGCCCCAAACAUAUUAGGGCACCAUGAUUUGUAAAUACGAGUAGGCAAAAAAUUAUAUUUCAAAGAAGAGGAGAAAUAAAGCUAUAUAUUUAUGAUACAGUAAUACAGUAACACAAGACAUUGCUAGGAUGGCUUGUUGCUUUGUUUUAAACCUGAGGUCUGAAUUUGUGGAGAUGUUCUUGAAUGUAAAUGUAGGCACAUGAAAUAAAGACUUGCAUCAAUUCCACUGCUUGCUGUUGUCAAAUUACUAUUAUGUGUAAAUGUACAGUUGCUGCAAUUGACUGGCCAUUAGAGGUAAUGUAAUACCACAAAAUAGCGACCUUACAUUAUUGAAAUUGGGAUUUUCAAACAUGUUUUCAAACACUGACCUUUUAUGUCAAAGACAUUUAAUUAUGAAUUUUCCAGUCCAAAACCCUCUCUUUGCUAAGCGUGUUAUAUAAUCAAACAAAAUGAUUUCUUUUUUUUAGAGGUGUCAUUACAACAGUUAAAAUGAGCAAAAGAGAUUUCUAACAUUCAUGAGACUACAUUUAAACACACUUUUAGAACCACAAUCAGAAAAAAUUUGGAAAGUAUUGUGGAAACGUAGAAAAUAAAUUAGCUAAACAUGGCAAUUGCACAACAUUUGAAAAAUAAUUUCAUAUCAAAUACAGCACAAUGUUUUUUCAAAAUGAGGCAAACUGCCAAGUACAUAUUUUGGGUAUGACUUUUAAUAAAAUAAAAUGUUUCAUAUACUCAUUAUUUAUGUCAAGAAAGUCUUGAUGUUUGAAAUUUGGAGAUUAAAAUUAUGAAAUAAAAUACUUCUUUAACUUAUUGUUAUUAAAAUAGUUGUAUCUGGUCAAGACAAUGUAUUGAUGUUUUUUCCAGAAAUGUUAGGGUUUAAAACAAAAAUGAUUGCAUAUGCAUUUUGUAAAAACUGCAGGACCUGGUGAGACUGUAUUAUGGACAAUUUUACAAUAUCAAAAAUAACCAUUAAGACAGAAAAACAACAAACCCAUAUUUUAAAUAAUGGUCAAAGGAGUAUUCAGAAACCAAUCAAAACCAGGGUUUUCACAUACUAACUUUGAUUCAGUGCAAUCAUUAAAUUUAGUUGUUCAUUUGCACUUUCAGGUUUAAAAUACAGUGCAUUCAAGAAGUAUUCAUACCCAUUAAUUGUUUUCACAUUUUAUUAUGUUGCAGCUUUAUGCCAAAAUGCUUUAUUUUUUUUGUAAUUUAGUGUUUUUAUUUAUAUUGAAAAAGUUUACAAAACAUUUUGCAAUAUAAGAAAGAAAACUUAUAUGACUGUUACAUCCCGCACUUACAAGGACGGCUUGACGUGCAAUUUCGGAACACAGCCCCAGCCGACAGAUCACCAAAGACACAAACUUAAGUUCCACAAAAAGUAUAAUUUAUUUUAAAGUGGAAAAGAUGAUAAAUUAAGGAGCAAUGACUUCAGGGUGCCCCAAGGUCAAAAUAAUAAACAAAAUAGACUUAUAAACAAACAUAUAUAAAUUACCUAAUCGGGAGAAUAAACCAAAUACAAAGAAACUCCUCUAACUCCCUAUAAAUAAACAAAUCGCAAACAAAGUCAAAAAAAAAAAUGACAGGACACCCCUAGGCUCCUAAAACAUACAAACAAAACCGAUUUAACUCAUCUCAAACAAACGAACAUAAUCAGGUUAAAGGUUUUGGGAUCUGUCGACGGGAGGAGGAAUCCGGAGCUCCUCACGCCACAAGGCCAACGCCAGAAUGAGCUCCCAUCUUCAGUUAACGCCGCCCUUUUAAAGGCGGUGAAUCAAUAGAUCCACCGAUCAGGAGCGCCUCCCGCUGCAACCAAUCCCUGCACACAUACAAAACAACAACCCACACAAAACAGAUACCGAUGAUCGUAACACCCUCACACACACACACACACACAAAAAAAAAAUCAUUAGUGAUUUUUAAACAAAACUAAAAGAACGAGAUAAGGCAUCUGCUAAAACAUUGUCCUUGCCCUUUUUAUAGCGAAUCUCAAGAUUAAAAUCUUGAAUAAACAAGGACCAACGCAUAAUGCGUUGAUUUGCAUUACACAUUCGAGACAAAAAUACAAGUGGAUUGUGAUCAGUAAAGACGAUCACGGGAAUAGAACUUGAUCCCACAUACACUUCGAAAUGUUGUAACGCUAGUAAUAAAGCAAGUGCCUCUUUCUCAAUAGUACUAUAGUGUAACUGAUAGGGCAAAAACUUUUUUGAGAAGUAGGCUACUGGAUGCACAACUCCGUGAAUAUCAUCCUGCAAAAGGACUGCUCCAGCUCCGGUGGCACUAGCAUCAACAUCAAGUUUAAAGGAACGUGAAUAAUCCGGGGCAGAUAACACUGGAUCACUACACAACAAACAUUUUACAGCUUUAAAAGCAUGUUGACAUUCAUCAGACCAUACAAAUCUGUGUGAAGCACGGAGCAGAUUAGUUAACGGUAGAGCCACAUCAGAGAAAUUUCGGCAAAAUGCUCUAUAAUAGCCUGCCAUUCCUAAAAAACGGCGAAGAUCAGGCUUGGUUUGAGGCACAGGAAAACCAACAAUUGCCUGUACUUUCUGGACUACAGGACGUACUUGUCCCUGUCCAACCCGUUUUCCCAAAUACAUCACAGUUGCCUUGGCAAAUUCACAUUUGGACAAAUUCAACAUAAGGGAAGCAUUAAGCAAGCACGUGAAAACAGUGAAUAAGGUGUCUAGAUGUUCUUUCCAGCUGGACGAAUACACCACAAUAUCAUCCAAAUACGCUUUACAGUGCUUAACAUCAGCUAAUAUAGUGUUCAUUAAUCGUUGGAAAGUCGCCGGCGCGUUCCGAAGCCCGAAAGCCAUCACAGUGUAAUUCAGGAAGUUGUCUGGAGUGACAAAAGCAGAUAUUUCGGCUGCACGUUUAGUUAAGGGAACUUGCCAAUACCCCUUUAAAAGAUCAGCUUUGUAACAAACUGAGCAGAUCCCACAUUAUCCACACAAUCUUCCAUUAAUGGUAAUGGAAAUGAAUCACGGUUUGUGAUCGCAUUUACCUUACGGUAAUCCAUACAAAAUCGAUGGGUACCAUCCGGUUUCGGAACAAGUAGACAAGGCGAGCUCCAAGCACUUGUGCUCGGGACAGCAAAAUCAUUUUCCAAUAGAUAUUUCACUUCAGACUCGAUGAUUUUACGUUUCACUGGAUUGACCCGAUACGCAUGUUGCUUAAUGGGUGGAUGAUCGUUCACUUCAAUAUCAUGCUGAAUGACAUUUGUCUGAGUAGGCACAUCUGAAAACAGUCCUGAAAAAGACUGGAUCAAAUUCACAACAUCAGAUCGUUGAUUUACAGCUAAAUGACAUAAAUGAGAAUUAAGAUCUGACAAAAUUUCAGAAUUAUUCAGUUUGACAUCAGACACUGGCAUACUCCGUAGAUUUAACCCGUCUUCAUCGCCACAAGAAGGUGGUACCACAGACAGUGAAGCAACUGGAACAGGAGAGCUCUUAAACUCACGUUGUUCACCACGAACAUCAUAACGCUUCAACAUGUUGAUGUGGCACACGCGAAUUUUUCUCUGUCGAUCGUGGGUACAGAUAAUAUAGUCAGUAUCACUGAGUUUUCGCUCCACAACAUAAGGUCCAGAAAACUUUGCUUGCAACGAAGAGCCAGGAAGUGGUAACAAAACAAGAACUUUGUCUCCUUUCACAAAGGAACGAACGACUGCUUUCUUAUCAAAACACUCCAUCUUUAUUUGAGUCUUUAGCAAAGCUGACUGAGCCAGAUUUCGAGCUUUAUGCAGACGUUCUCGAAAAGAACUCACAUAAUCUAAAAGAUUGCAAGGUGGCUUUGUUUCAGACAACCAGUUUUCUUUGAGCAGC